UCUGACCUUGUAAUAUUCCUUUUUGGCGCAAGUUAUAAAAAUCAGCUCAUCCUCCUCAUCAGCUGAUGUUGCUUCAGUGGUUCCUUAUCAUCGAAACUUGUCGCACAACACGCACACUUGGUCAAGGAGACUCAUCAGCAGGCGUUUCAGGACCUGGACCUCGCCUCCUUCUUCGUGUAGCUUGCUUGCAAGGCUCAUAUAUCACGUUGUCAACUUGACUGAAUUGGACUCCAGCGCCCCAAGUGCCCCUCAGGCUUAGGUCUGGCGAACUGCAGAGGAGAGACACGAAUCUUAUCAGUUCGAACUCAAUCAGACCGAAUCAAAACUCGAUAGAUUUUGACUGUUGGAAAAUAAAGGCGGAAAUCGACCGUGAUCAGUCACUGUUAUGGCCCAAGGUGCCCGCAAUGGGGGCCCCGAACAGGCUGGUGGAGGAGGUGGAGGAGGUGGAGGAGGCUCAAGCCAGGCCUCGGAAAUGCACCGCCUUUCGAGGACGGGGGACUCAUUGUAUGAAUUGCUGGAAAUACCCAAAGACUCCACCUCGCAAGAUAUCAAUAAACGAUAUCGGCGCUUGGCCCUCAAAUACCAUCCGGAUAAGAAUCCCAACAAUCCGGAGGCGGAGGAAAAAUUCAAAAAGAUCAACUACGCCAAAACCAUCUUGUCCGACGAAAAGAAACGCGUGAUCUACGACAAACAUGGCUCUUUGGGGCUCUACAUCGCCGAUCAAUUCGGCGACGAAGUGGUCAGCACGGUCAUGAUGUUCUCAUCCGGUUGGUUCCAGUGUCUCUUUUGGAGUUGCUUCGCGCUCAGUGGGUGUUGCUGCUGUUGUUGUAUGUGUUGUUGCUGCAAUUGCUGUUGCGGCAAGUUCACGCCCAAAGUGGAUGAUGACUUGGAUGACAUGCCAGACCUGGCCGAUUUCGAGGCAAACAGUGAUAAUGAAGAGCCGCCUUCUCGAUCAGACCACUCCAACGGGGCCAUCACGAUUGAACCCUUGGCGUCGAGUUCCAGCCCAGUCAGAGACGGUGCGGAAAGUAAAAGCUCGUCUCCUAAUCACGCAGAUGGGCCCGCGGUCAUUGCCCUUCCUCCCCCGUUACCUCCCCGUCGAGACACGGCCAAUGAAGGCACGCCUCUGAAUGUGGAUGGAGGAAAAAACGUGCACCUUGAAUCACAAUGACCAAUUCAACAAUCAUCCUGCUGGGACUAUGUUCCGAAUUUCCCGAGGCCUUAUCGUUCAUGAAAAAAGAACAACCUCUGUUUGUAAGUCCCCUCUUCAGUAAACAGGUUCUACCAGAGCACUAAUUUGACCUACCCCGUUCCACAUCAUAUUACUAUGGCAAGGACUGCGUCCAAGACACACACACACACACAUUCACACACAGCCCCCCCAAAAUCCAUCAAACAGUGGACCCAUGUAGUUCCAUCCUGGCUGGCUGUGGUGUUCUGAACGAAGUAUUGUUUAUUAUUCCCCGUUUCUGAUCAAAACUCUCCACCUCUCAGUCAUAUAUAUCCUGCACCGUGUCCAAUAUUUUGAAAAUACACGGUUGCGCCACUCCCGCUACGACUCUUA
This is a messenger RNA of Tigriopus californicus, 1564 nucleotides long. It is a transcript of the gene Csp, whose product is annotated as dnaJ homolog subfamily C member 5-like. Lineage: Eukaryota; Metazoa; Arthropoda; Copepoda; Harpacticoida; Harpacticidae. The record is from RefSeq and is a predicted model, not a curated record.